AUGUCGAUAUUUAGUGAUAUAUUACCUAUAAAUAAAAAUGAAGAGAGAAAACAGCAGGGUGGUGGAAACCUUUCCCCGUACUUAAACUUUGACCCUAACUAUAUACCAAAAAUGCAGCCAGAAUUCUUGUAUCCUGACGAGAGUCACAUGGCUUCGACUGCUAGACGAUCGAAUGUAGCCUUGCCAAUCAUAGGAAUGUCAUUUAUGACUGGAUCAGGUAUAGGAGGUAUGGCCGGUCUGUAUAAGGGAUUGAGAGCAACAACACUUGCAGGACAGACUGGCAAAGUUCGAAGAACACAACUAAUUAAUUAUGUUAUGAAACAAGGUACCACAACUGGUUGCACACUAGGUGUUAUAGCAUCAUUCUAUUCAACUCUCGCCCUUGGUAUCACAUGGCUUCGUGAUAAAGAAGACACAGCAAAUACCUUUAUUGCAGCUGCAACUACUGGAGUACUAUACAAAAGUACUUCAGGCCUCCGCUCAAUGGGCCUUGGUGCUGCAGCAGGAUUAACCCUCGCAGGAAUUUACACUCUCGUCACAGAUAAUGAUAAUAUUUGGAGUAAAGCAAGAUAUAUAAGAAUG
Molecule: messenger RNA, 582 nt
Organism: Brenthis ino (lesser marbled fritillary)
Lineage: Eukaryota; Metazoa; Arthropoda; Insecta; Lepidoptera; Nymphalidae
Source: the annotation of a GenBank genome assembly